Daldinia childiae is the source of this 2814-nucleotide messenger RNA. Its product is annotated as putative amino-acid permease PB1C11.02. The transcript is spliced from 9 exons. The coding region runs from base 1 to 2814 and encodes 937 amino acids. The record is from RefSeq and is a predicted model, not a curated record. Gene Ontology annotation, biological process: amino acid transmembrane transport. Gene Ontology annotation, molecular function: amino acid transmembrane transporter activity. NCBI's taxonomy places the organism in Eukaryota, Fungi, Ascomycota, Sordariomycetes, Xylariales, Hypoxylaceae. Gene Ontology annotation, cellular component: membrane.
AUGGAUGUCGACGCGGAAAAGAAUGCGCAAGCUACGGCGACUGCAUCCCAUGGCAUCGCCGACCACGGAUAUGUGGCGGAAGAUAAGCUACGACGUUCGCUGUCCGCGCGCCAGGUUCAGAUGAUAGCUAUCGGAGGUACCAUCGGGACUGGUCUUUUUCUGGGGACGGGAAAAGCAUUAGCGACCGGCGGACCGGCUUCGUUAUUACUUAGUUAUGCUAUCGUGGGAGGCAUCGUGUUCGUGACGAUGUUGUGUCUUGGUGAGAUGGCUGCUUUUGUUCCAGUGGCUGGCUCCUUUUGUUCCUUCUCGGCGCGUUAUCUAGAUGACGCCUGGGGUUUCGCUCUGACGUGGAAUUAUUGGUUUAACGAUGCUGUGUCUACGGCUGCUGAUCUAGUUGCCUUGCAGCUAAUCCUCCAGUAUUGGACCGAUACCUUCCCGUGGUAUGCUCUCGGCCUUAUCAUUUGGUUCUUACUCAUCUUGGCCAAUAUUAUAAACGUACGGGCCUAUGGUGAAGUAGAGUACUGGCUGUGUCUUCUAAAGGUCAUCACCAUUGUCAUAUUCAUCAUCCUGAGCAUCGCUGUAAACGUCGGCGGAAACACGACACACGAAUAUAUCGGUGCGCGAAACUGGUAUAUUGGCGAUGCUCCCUUCGUGGGAGGUAUUGGUGGAUUUGCUAGUGUCUUUGUAACCGCAUCUUUUGCUUACGGCGGCACUGAGUCGAUCGCUAUCACUGCCGGUGAGACUAAGGACCCGGCUCGCCAGCUACCGCGCGUUGUUAAGAAUGUCUUCUGGCGGAUCCUGUUCUUUUAUAUCCUUGGUUCUCUGAUGAUCGGCCUUAAUGUGCCGUAUAACUAUCCAGGCCUCAAUUCUAAAAAUACUCGUACAUCUCCCUUCACUAUCGCUUUUCAGCUAGCUGGGUCUAAAGUAGCAGGGUCCUUCGUCAACGUUGUUAUCCUUACAAGUGUUAUUUCGGCAGGAAAUCAUGCGCUUUUCGCUGGGUCUCGUCUAUUAUACACCUUAUCUAUUAAUGGUCACGCGCCGAAGGUGUUUGGACGUUUGACUCGAUUCCAGGUCCCUUGGGUAUCUGUCCUCUUCACCUCGUUCAUUUCCGGUCUGCUGUUUGGCGCAUCUUUUAUCGGUGCAGGCCAGCUGUGGACGUGGUUGCAAAACCUUGUUGGUGUCUCUAAUCAGCUAUCAUGGAUCAGCAUUGGUGUCGCAUCGCUACGGUUCCGUGCCGGCUUGAAAGCACAGGGAAAGGAGCAUCUCUUGCCCUUCAAGAACUGGACAUAUCCGGCAGGACCAAUCAUUGCCAUCGUACUAAACAGCUUUAUCGUUCUCGUUCAGGGGUGGAGUUGUUUCAGCCCGACUUUUAACGCUGUUGAUUUUGUUAGUUUUUACAUCGAGUUACCCUUGUUUGCCUUGAUGUUCGUCGCGUGGAAGUUGAUUAAGAAGACGAAGUUCAAGAAGGCGAGCGAGAUGGAUCUAGUUACUGAUGUGUAUACGAAGGACGACGUAGAGCCGGAGGAGGAAGGAUGGGGUGGAAGGGCUAAGAGAAUUGGUGAGGGAUCUACGAAGGAUUCCGAUACUCUCGUUCAAUCAUCGCAGGUUGGAGAUGAUGUUGAAAGUGGAAGCAUGGCCCCGCGUGUUGGUGUUGAUGUUGGUGAACAGAACCAGGACCAGGAAGAAGGUCUUGUAGAGCAUAGCGAUGAACAAAACCAAAAUGCAUGGCAGAAAUUAAAGGAAUUCUACGAAAGAAACAUUGGUCUCUUCUUCGUAUUCCUCGCCCAAGUUUUUGCAUCGCUAAUGACAAUGACAACACGACUACUCGAGACGGGCUUUGAAACAAAGUUUCACGCCUUGCAGAUUAUUUUCGUACGCAUGCUUGCAACGGCGAUAUUGGGUUCUCUGUACAUGUGGUACAAGAAAGUUCCCGAUUUUCCGCUUGGCCGUCGCGAUAUCCGGGGCCUCUUGGUGUUGCGGCGGGGGUUGGCUGGCUUCACGGGCCUUUUCUGCUCUUACUACUCGCUAUCGUAUUUAAACAUAUCAGACGCUACAGUGAUUUCCUUCCUGGUACCAACUAUGACCGCCUUCGUAUGUUUUAUAGCUCUGAGAGAACCAUUUACGGUGAAAGAGGCUAUAGCGGGUUUGAUCGCAUUCGCUGGUGUGCUCUUCAUCGCCCGACCGACGUUUCUCUUUCCACAGCAUGGAUCACAUGAGCCGGAGCUCAACGGGACGAGGCUAUUUAUGGUAGACCAGCCCAAGGGCAUAGUCCCCUCUGUACCUGCAACACCGGCUGAACGCUCCAUCGCCGCGCUCUUGGCCGUCAUCGGAACAUUUGGCGCCGCUACUGCGUACUCUACCAUUCGAGUUAUUGGGAAGCGCGCGCACUCGCUUGUGAGUGUCAACUACUUUGCUGUCCUUGCGACUGUUGGAUCGUUCGUUAUUAUCCUCGUUGUUCCGGAUUUGCACUUUGAGAUCCCUCAGAAUGUUACGCAAUGGACUUUGCUAGUAGCCAUAGGUAUCGCCGGGUUUUUGCUACAGUUUCUCCUGACGGAGGGUCUGCAGAGGGAGAAGGCGGGUAGAGCGACGAAUCUCAUAUAUACGCAAAUGGUUUUUGCGCUCAUCCUCGAGAGAGUGAUCUGGGGAACUACACCUCCUGUCGAGAGUCUCUUUGGUAGUACGUUAAUUAUCGGGUCUGCUAUAUGGGUUAGUCUACAGAAGAGUAAGACGACCACCAAGCAGAAAGCUCUGGUUGCCGACGAAGAGCGGAGCCUUUUAGGGGAUGAUGCUCCUACAGAGAGUCGUGAGGACUAA